UAUUUAUGAGAUAGGAGAGGCAAAAAAAAUAAAAUUAAACACAAGCAUCUAAGAUUCUUUGAAAAUCAUUGCUUGACAUGAUUUUUGACAUAGGGCAAGAUCAGCACUCAGCAAUACUCAUAAAACUCCCCUGUUUUCUGAAAAAAAACUGAGUAAUCGGAAGAAGAAGAAGAAGAGAUGGGGAGCAGGAACAGAGGAGAUGUAAAUUACAGAAAUCCAUGUCUGACAAUGCAUCAACCAUGGGCUUCUUUGCUUGUUUAUGGUAUCAAACGCAUAGAAGGAAGAUCUUGGCCUGCACCCAUUACAGGUCGACUUUGGAUUCAUGCUGCUAGUAAGAUCCCAGAACCAGAAACUAUCAAAGCAAUGGAGGACUUCUACAGGGAAAUCUAUGCUGUGAAUGGCAUAACUGAUCUCAAGUUUCCUGAGCAUUAUCCAGUUUCAAGACUUCUAGGUUGUGUUGAAGUAGUUGGAUGCGUCACAUGUGACGAGCUAGUCAACUGGGAUCAGAUUCCCGAAGGGGUAAGGCUAGAGGGACAAACAAAAUUUUGCUGGCUUUGUGAGCAACCACAGAAACUUAUCGUACCAUUUGAGAUGCGAGGGUUCCAAGGUGUUUAUAACUUGGAAAGAAAGAUAUAUGAAGCUGCAAUCCGAGGUAUUUCUCCAGUUGAGCCCCCGCUUCCAGUGAAAUUUCCCCUUCCAAAUCCGCGGGAUCCUUUUUCAUUGAAGCCAAGAUCCCUUGCUUCCUCCCCAAGUAGCUCCGGUACAUCUGAUGUAAACAACCGAUCUGAAAAUCUUGUUGCUGCAAUAGCUGGUGCUCGAGCGGCUGCCACACAGUUCUCUAAGAAUGGCAAUCCUCCAUCCAAUACAGUCGAGGUAGGAGAUGAUUCAAGGACUGGAAAUAGGUAUCGGAGGGUUCAAUGAUGCGCGAGUUGCUGGAAAAGCUUGGUCAAAUACCUUCAUUGUAAGUUAGUUUAUCAAUAAUUAUGUAGUUUUUGGAGGUAUAGUUAUUUAGUUGGGGCUUUGUUGUUAUGGUUCUAAGUUUCAUUUGAAAUUAUGAAAUGUAAACUGCUGGACAAAAUGCUCAUGUCAUUUAUUGUAUCAUAUUCUCUUCUGCUUUUGAUCUAAUUGGGAGUUAUGAGAAAGGAAAA
Molecule: messenger RNA, 1148 nt
Organism: Solanum verrucosum
Lineage: Eukaryota; Viridiplantae; Streptophyta; Magnoliopsida; Solanales; Solanaceae
Exons: 6
Coding region: 178-921 (247 amino acids)
Biological process (GO): positive regulation of DNA-templated transcription
Cellular component (GO): nucleus
Molecular function (GO): transcription coactivator activity
Source: RefSeq, a predicted model, not a curated record